AUGCUAUUGAAAUGGUGGACCGCUCACUUCAAGAGAUACACUAUUUGGAGGUGUUAUUGUGAUUUUUGGCAAACGUUGCCAGUUGUUCAACAGGGCAAUAUCUUCAGUCAAGGAGCAGCGUCACUUAUUGGAUCAUUCGUCUGGAGAGAGGUAACAGUUUUCAGCCUCAGUCAGAACCUCCGGUUGAGGACAAAUAAUGCUUUGAUCGGCUCAGAUCCUGGACAGGCUGAGUUUUUUGCAGACUGGCUGUUAGAAAUUGGAUCCGGAACCCAGAAGAAGUGUUGA
Puccinia graminis f. sp. tritici CRL 75-36-700-3 is the source of this 285-nucleotide messenger RNA. RefSeq lists its product as uncharacterized. Lineage: Eukaryota; Fungi; Basidiomycota; Pucciniomycetes; Pucciniales; Pucciniaceae. The transcript has a single exon. Gene Ontology annotation, biological process: telomere maintenance; DNA repair. The coding region runs from base 1 to 285 and encodes 94 amino acids. Gene Ontology annotation, molecular function: DNA helicase activity. The record is from RefSeq and is a predicted model, not a curated record.